Messenger RNA from Dermacentor andersoni, 4837 nucleotides. NCBI's taxonomy places the organism in Eukaryota, Metazoa, Arthropoda, Arachnida, Ixodida, Ixodidae. The record is from RefSeq and is a predicted model, not a curated record.
CAUUCGCAGUUGUGGCAGUAAUCGCGCGGUAGCUUAAUGCAAGUGGUCCGGACGUCAGCUUCGGCACAGUACCGCGAACCAAGCCCGCGCGAGUAUGGACUGGACGACGGUUGAGCCGUUGCGGCUUUCGAGCGGUCAAAUGCGAAUCCUGCUCACUGAAGGCGUGGAUUUGAGUGCGCGAUCCGCAAGGCACAAGGUGACCGUUCUCGACGCUGACUGCGAUCCCGGUGCGCUUGAGCGCCGCCACCGCGGGACGCUGAGGUGCGCAUGCCCGCGGGAAUUCGACAGCGUGCGCGAGUUCGAGAGUCACUACGCUAGCCGCCACCAUCUCACGUGCACGCAGUGCCGCAUCGCACUGCCGACGGAGUACUUGCUUGAACUGCACAUCGCGGAGUCUCACAGCCCUAUCUUCGCGGCACGUCCUACGUCGACUAACCAUCCCAAGUAUGAAUGCGUGGUCGAAGGCUGCACAGAGCGCUUCGCAAGUUGGGCGGACCGCAAACAGCACACAGUGGAUGCGCACAGAUACCCAGCUGGCUUUGCCUACUUCCCACACGCACCAGUGGCUGACAAACAUCAAGCCAGGCCAAUCCAGCACAGGGAUGUGCCAAGACGAAUUUGCUUCGGCAGAGGCUCCCAAGUUGCGUGGCACCAGCAGAGACCACCGUCCACUUCUCGAACACCACGAGACCUUGACAUGAGGGACAUGGCAGAGGCACUGGACACUUAGUUUGCCGAGUGCAUGCAUACCAUCAUGUACUAACUGGCUCUGCUACUUUGUUAGAAAGAGACAGUCUGCGACGGGCAUCUCUCCUAAGAUGACAAGGUGUGCCAAACAUUUCGACAGUACCCUGUGGGUUCUGGCAAACAACUUCGUGCUGCCUUGUAACACAUGCCAUUAUAAAAGCUGAACUUUGUUUCCAUUAGGAAAAAUUCGCCACUGCUUACGUGCAUGUGUGAUUGCAAAAGCAUUAUAGUGCCUUCGGCAAAAUGUCUUUUUCCACACGUUCCUUGUCUGCGCAAGCUCUCACAUGCAUUCUAACCGUGCCUAGGUAAAGCCAAAUCAAAAUGCCCCAGGUGUCUCGUCUAAAUGCACCCAUGAGGAGUUCAUAAUUAGGACCGCUCAGCGGCGUUCAGAAUGGUUUUUAUUUUAUGCACUCAUUUUACACACUCGUUAAGUGGUGUCACCUCCUCAUCAUUUGAUGUGCCGUCACAUGUGUUUCGUUCUCGUGUGCAACGAACAGACUGGACAGCUGGGUUGUCAAGAAGCAAAAUCAUGCACGCCUUUAUUCUGCAUCGUUAUUUAUAGUCGAAGGUGGAAAGGGUUAGUAACAGUGAGGGGCGGGUUUAUGCACGUGGCAAUCGUGCAUGUAGAUAGCACAUGCACUUUCAUCAGAUAUGAUAUAUCCUCUUUCCAAACAGUAAUUACAUGACGGAAUUAAUACCGCUGGCUCGUCUGCUGGAACUACUGGUCAUAACCCAGACGAUCUGGCUGCCGCGUCUGUCGUUAGCUGCGUCGCAAUGGUUGAGGCGACGGCUGUUGAGCUACCACCGGCGAGGCUGCAGUAUAUAGUAGUUGACGCCACACCUUGAAAUGGGGUCUGGUUGUCGGUCAUAUCUUCGUCGUCUGAUGAGCCAACCUCAUAUGAUUCCUUCGUCGCCAGAAGAUGCCGACGGUUGCAUCUCAGCACAGUAUUGUUCUCUGUGCGCACAUAAAAGGAUCGUGGGCCGGCCGAUCCGACCACCUUGGCUUUCCUGGCCCAUGAUGUUCCAUUCAAGCGUACCGCGUCAUUUUUGCUGAGGCCUGGUAAGGUGCGCCUAUGACGACUUCUCUGUCGGUGUUUCUUGAGAGUCGCGGACAUUGAAGUCCGGCAAUGGUGUGCGCAGCCACCUUCCUUGCAGCAGUUCCCCAGGAGAACGUUUAUCUUCAACAGGACUCGCCCUGUAAUUUAACAAGCCCAGCCAAAAACACUCUCCUGCAGCUUUUGUUCUCUUUAGAAUACGUUUCACCACCUGUACACCUUUCUCGGCGAGCCCGUUUGAUUGAGGAUACUGCGGGCUUGAUGUCACAUGUUUGAAGUCGUAACGCUUUGCAAAAAUAAUAAACUCUUGGCUGCUAAACUGUGGGCCGUUGUCUGUACAAACCUCGACUGGGAUGCCGUACCUUGAAGAUAUUUCACUCAGCCUAUCGAUAACAGCACUGGCUGCUGUUUUGGGCAGUAGCGCUACCUAAGGGAAAUGGGACAUCGAGUCGUAUGCGCACAAAUAAUCCCUUCCCGAGUACUGAAAAAGAUCGAUGCCGAUACGGUACCAUGGCUGCGUAGGCGUAGGUUGCAUGAUUAAAGGCUCCGAUGGCUGCUUAUAAGUAUAUGUCUUGCAUGUUGGACAUCUUUCAAUCAAGAACUGAAUGUCCGAGUUUAUGUUCGGCCAAUAGACCAUUUGUCUUGCUCUAGCUUUGCACUUUACCUGGCCCAGAAGGCCUGCAUGGAUACGUUUCAAUAUGUCGCAGCGCAUGCUUGUCGGUAUAACUACUUUCGUCCCUUUCAAUAACAUGCCGUUUACUACGGACAGCUCGGCGGCCACUGGUUUAAGGGGGCCGUCGACAGGUUCUCCCUUCGCAAGCUUUCUUAACACAGUGCCAAGAUGUGGAUCGAGAGCCGUUUCCUGUGCAAGUUUUCUAGCUGUCGUUUCACUUACGAGUGCUGAAACGACCGUGACGGCAUGGAUCUCGAUGUCACUCAUGUCUAAAGCUGCCUUGAGUCCUGAAACAGGUGAUCGGGACAGCAUAUCAGCAAGGGCCAUUUGUUUGCCAGGAAUAAAUGUUAGCGUGCAGUCAUAUUUCAUCAGUCUCAAGAAAAAUCGUUGCACUCGGGGUGGCAUAUCACUUAUGCCUUUCUUUGAAAUGUUGAUCAGUGGACUGUGGUCACUCUCGAGGAUGAGGGGGCGGCCAUAAACAAAAUGAUUGAACUACUCGCAACCGAAAGCUAAAGCCAACGCCUCUUUUUCAAUCUGCGAAUGCGAAUAUCUUUGCUCCGAUUCUGUCAAAGCUCUUGACGCGUAGGCGACCGGCUGCCAACAGUCCCCAUGACGUUGCAGGAGCGCCGCACCAACACCACUCUGAGAGGCAUCUGCAGUUACUUUUGUCUCCAGACUCAGUUCAAAUAUAGCAAGCAAUGGUGCAUUACUUAAAUCCCGACAUAUAGCCAGCCAUUCCUUUUCGUGGGUUGGUGUCCAAUCAAAGAUGACGCCUUGUUUGACGAGGGAUCGUAGAGUAGACGUACGCUGCGAGAGUGACGGUAGGUACUUGCUGAAGUAGUUAACGACUCCCAGCAGUCUUUUUGCCGCCAAUUUGUCCUGAGGUUUUGGCAUUUUUAAAAUACCGUCAACGAGAUCUGGAUUUGGCCUAAUGCCCUUGUCGCUAAUGAUGUCACCCAGGAACAGUACUUCUUGCAGGCCAAAGCGACACUUGGAUGCAUUGAAGGUAAGGCCUGCUUUUUCAGCUGCUUCUAAUGCUCUGCGCAGCCUCUCAUCGUGUUCGGCCCUGGUUCCUCCCCAGGUUAGCACAUCGUCUACGUACACCGGGCAGGCCAUGAAAAACCUCGUUAAGGGCUUUUUGAAGCACUUCGCUAGCCGAAGCUAUACCGAACGGUAGUCGAAGAAAGCGAUAGCGGCCGAAGGGCGUCGCGAAUGCGCAUAUCUUCGAUGACUGGUCGUCUAAUGCGAUUUGAUGAAAUCCCGCAUUUGCGUCGAGACGCGAAAAAACUUCGCGCCUGCUAAGUCUGCCCAAUAUCCUCUCUGCGCGGCAUUUGGUAGUGCUCCCUCUUGAUGUUUUCGUUGAUGCGUCUUGGGUCCAUGCAGACUCGCAAUUUGCAGUCUUUCUUUAGUACAAUGACCACCUUUCGUGGUGAUUUUAGGCAUGUCACGUCUAGCCCAGGAUAACCACGUUCUAAUGGGUUGGCAGAAAAAGGUGUUCAGAUAACUAAGCGUAUCCUCAAGAAAACGGCUGAAGCGAAACAAAAUUUCUGGUUGGGACUGCUCGCUUUCAGGACCACUCCACUCGAGUGCGGCGCAUCGCCCGCUGAGCUGCUGAUGGGGCGAAGGCUCCGCACUAGAAUUCCCGACGUUCAAGACAUCCCCAGUCACGAGGUGAUCCGGCGCCUUCAAACAGACCACUCUAGGGGAUCAAUGGCACGCCUGAGCCCUGGAGAUACGGUCCGGGUCAAGAAAGGUGCAUGGGACACGAAAGCGAAGGUUCUCAAGCCUGCUGGUUACCCGAGGUCGUAUACAGUCGUCACAGAAAACGGCACGGUGUUGAGGCGCAACCGGCAGCACCUGCUACUGACCCGGGAGCCCUUUCGAGGCAGCGUACAGGAAGACGACGACUUCGAGGGAAACUCGGGCCAAAGAAAUGGGUCGGCACCUAGCUACACAGAGUGUAUAGCCCCGUCUAUUCCCUCUGAGCCCUGUGCCCCAUUUAGUGUCUCGUCCACACCAGCCCCAAGAAGGUCGCUCAGACAACGUCGACCGCCUCAACGUCUGGCCUACGACGAGAACUUCGCGCAAGUGCCUUGAACUAAAGUGCCUGACAAUUUUCAUUAAUGUUCUUUUCCCAUUUCUUGUUUUGUUUUUCGUACAAAGGAAGAUGUAUCGCAUCUUGGGCGUCGAGCGCCACACGUGUUCCGCGCAAGCGCAUCGUAUGUCAAAACGCAUGCACCAUGUGCAUGCUGUGCAAACAACUUAUCUGUUCUUCAUAAAAAGACACACCCCUUCCUAAGACCUAUGUAUGUACACAUGUGCAAUAAAUCGGGGUUCUUUCCCCCACUGCCCCGGCCCAGCA